Messenger RNA from Paramecium sonneborni, 958 nucleotides. Lineage: Eukaryota; Ciliophora; Oligohymenophorea; Peniculida; Parameciidae. The record is from the annotation of a GenBank genome assembly.
GUUAGAGUUUAGAUAAAAAAUUAUACUAUUAAAUGGAGAAGUAGAUAUAUUAAUUAGAAUAAUGUAUUCAAUAGCUUUAAUUGAAAAUGUUGACUGAUAAUAUUCUUUAUUCACCUGAGAUAAUUCCAGAACACUUAAGAUUAAUGGAUAUACCACCUUUCAUUAGAGCUAAAUUAAAGGCAAUUCAAAUUAAUCCCAAUUUAGAAAAAUAUGAAGCAUAAUUUUAAUAUGCUAAAAAUGUUGGAUUAAAUCGUAUGUAUUAAGGAUAAUGGUAUAAUGAAAAAAAGAAUGGAAGAGGAUAGGAAUAUAAUGAAAAAGAUAAAAAAUUUUUUUAUGGAUAUUAUAAGGAUGGAGUUUUUGUUUAAGGAUUAAUUAUAACAGAAAAUUAUUUAUUUGAAGGAGAAACAUAAGAUGAUUAAUUUUUAAGGGGAACUCUUGUAUAUUUAGAUGAAAGAGUUUUUUCAGGGAAAUUUUAGUAAGGAGAAUUGAAUGAUGAAAAUGGAAAUUUUCGUAGUAAUACAGAGAAAUACGUUGGAGGAUUUAGAAAUGGUUAGAAAUAUGGAAAAGGUAAAUACGAAAAUAAUGAUUUUACAUAUGAGGGUGAAUUUGUAGAAGAUAAGAUUUGUGGUUAAGGUAUAUUGAUUGAAAAGAAGAAUGGAUGGAGAUAAGAAGGUCAAUUUAAAGAUGGUCUAUUAGAUGGAAAAGGUGUUAUUAUUAGAAGUUUAGGAGAUUAUUAUGAAGGUAUAUAAAUUCUAUUAUUAUAAUCUUAUUAGGGUAAUUCAAAUAAGGAUUGAGACAUGGAUAAGGUACCUUAAAGAGAGAAGGUUAAACUUAUUAAGGAUCUUUUAUUGAAGGAAAAUUAGAUGGCUGGGUAUAAAUGACAUAGGAUAAGAGAGUUUAUAAAUGCUUUUUUGAAUUAGGUGAAGAAAAUAAAAAUAAAAGAUAAUUGAUUUCAUGA